Messenger RNA from Camellia sinensis, 3890 nucleotides. The record is from RefSeq and is a predicted model, not a curated record. Lineage: Eukaryota; Viridiplantae; Streptophyta; Magnoliopsida; Ericales; Theaceae.
GACAAUUUCCAAGAAGCUACAAAGAUGAAGAUUAGCAAUUUCCCUGGUAGAAUGAUGGCACUAACCCUGUCAAUCAUAGAGCUUCAUCACUUGCUUUUGUUUUCACAGCAACCGAACAGAACACCCUAAAAUUUGCAAAAGCUGUGUGUCAUGGCUCAAAUAGUAAUAUCACCCCUUCUACAGGUGAUCUUCGAAAAACUUGCUUCACAGGUUCUGAUGAAGCUUCAGUUCAGCAGCCACUACCGGAAAAAGCUCGAGAAGCUGAAAGCUGCCCUGCCUGUGAUUCGAGCAGUCAUCGAAGAUGCAGAAGAACAACAGCUCAAGGAUAAGAAGGUUAAGGUCUGGCUGAGAAAGCUUCAAGAUGUGGUUUACGACAUUGAUGACCUUCUGGACGAGGUCACCACCCAGUUUCUCCAAAGAAAGACGAAGAAAAAGAAGGUACCGAUGGUUUGCUUAGCUCUUGAGCCUGUUUCAAACUACUAUGUUAUGCCUCGUAAGCUGACAACGAUUCAAGAGAGGUUGGAUGAUAUAGCAAGAGAGAUGUCUAACUUCCAGUUCAGGGAGAGAAUGGUGUAUGAGCGGUCUGAUAUGAUAGAACGACGACAAACAGGACCUCAUAUAGAUGAAUCAGAGGUUUGUGGUAGAAGAAAGGACGCGGAUGCAAUAGUAAAUAUUUUACUGUCGGCCACCACGAACACUGACACAGUCAGUGUUUCAGUGAUUCCAAUUGUUGGAAUUGGGGGAAUUGGAAAAACAACUCUUGCUCAAUUGGCAUAUAAUGAUCCAAGGGUGGAAAGUCAUUUUGAUCUAAGAAUAUGGGUGUCAGUGUAUGAUAAUUUUAAUCCGAGAAAGAUCAUAAAUGAAAUUCUGGAGUACACAACUAAACAAAACCAUGAGUCCUCACAAAUAGGUGUACUACAGUCUCAACUGUUUGAAUCCUUGUGUGGGAAGCGAUACCUUCUCGUGUUGGAUGAUGUAUGGACCGAUGAUCAAGACGAAUGGGAGAAACUGAGAUAUCCAUUGAGAAAUGGUGCAGAUGGAAGCAAAAUUAUAAUCACCACCCGCAGCAAAAGAGUUUCAUCAAUAAUGAAAACAAUGCACCCUUACACAUUGGAAGCUCUAAGCGAAGAUGAAUGCUGGACCUUGUUCAAGCAACGAGCUUUUGAGUCAGGAGAGGAGCGAGGAUAUCCAAACUUGCUGCCGAUAGGGAAACAUAUUGUCAAGAAAUGUGGAGGGGUGCCUUUAGCUGCCAAGAUUCUUGGAAGUUUGAUGCGCUUCAAAAGAGAGGAAAGUGAGUGGCUACAUGUGCAGAAGAGCGAACUAUGGAAUCUGGAUGAAGGAGAGAACAGAAUUUUUUCGGUUUUGAGGUUGAGUUACGACCAUUUGCCAUCACAUCUGAAACGAUGCUUUGCAUACUGCUCAGCAUUGCCCAAGAAUUUUGAGAUCAGCAAGGAAAAGUUGAUACGCCUGUGGAUUGCGGAAGGCUUGAUUCAGUUGUCUGGUGAUACUUAUUCUACCAAGAAGAUGGAGGACACUGGCAACGAAUAUUUCAAUGAUUUGCUGUUGAUGUCUUUCUUUGAAGCUGUAAAUAAAUAUGAUAACAGCAAUUCAUCAGAGUUUACAAUGCAUGAUCUCAUUCACGACCUUGCAAAAUUUGUCGCAGGUAAUGAGUUCCUGAUGCUAGAUCAGGAUGAUGCUUCUGUCAAGCCUGCAAAAGUUCAUCACUCAUCAGACCCAAGUAGUAAUCUUGCCCAAACUCGCCAUGCAUCAAUAUUCUGCAAUUUUUGGUCUUACAGGGUUCCUGAAGCUUUGUACGCAGCAAAGCAAUUAAGAACUCUCAGAUUUUUCUCUCCAACAAAGGACUCUGACAAAGCCCUACCGAUCAUAGCUGCAGUCUUUAAACGCCUCAGAGUGCUAGAUUUAAGAGGGUGUGGGAUCAGGAAUCUGCAUAAAUCAAUUGGUGUCUUGAUAUAUUUGAGGUAUGUUGAUCUCUCUAACACCCUUUUGGAAACUUUACCUAAUACAAUCGAGAACCUCUGCAAUUUGCAGACGCUGGAUCUCUCAGGCUGCCAUAAUUUGAUGAAUUUGCCAAAUGGGAUAACACGAUUGAUAAACCUGAGACAUCUGAUUAUAAAGGACUGCACGAGACUCACCCGUAUUCCGGCAUCUAUGAGAAGUUUACUGAAUUUGCAGACCUUGCCAAUUUUUAUUGUUGGCCCAGCAUUUGAUGAGAGCCUUUUCCAACUUGUGCAUCUAGACCUGCGUGGUGAGUUAAAAAUCAAGCAUUUGGAGAAUGUUGGUAGUAUAGUACCAGACCUGUGUUUGGAGCAAAAGCAGCUUCACUCACUGGGAUUAUCAUGGGGGGAUAAUGAGGCAAAGUCGGAUCAUUCUCCAUCGAGGCAACCUUUAGAAGGGCAUCAUACGGAUCAUAUCCACGCGGAGACUCUGCUCAACUUGUUGAAACCCAACAACACUUUGAGAAAGUUAAUUCUAAAUGGCUACUCGGGAGCCGUGUUUCCACAAUGGAUGAACGACAUCAUGCUUCCUAAUCUUACAGAGCUAGUUUUGAACAACUGCAGAAGAUGUGAAAAGCUUCCUACGCUCGGGCAACUUCCUUUCCUCAAGGUUCUCAACAUGCAAGGACUAGAUGCAGCGGCGAGCAUUGGUAGUGAGUUCUACGGCAUAGAAGGUAGAGGAACUGCAUUUCCUUCACUGGAGCAACUAACCCUCAAAGAUUUUCCCAGUUUACAAUCAUGGGAGAGUGAGGAUUCACAAGAUGCCUUAAUUUGCUUGCAGAAACUAACCAUCAUUGAAUGCCCUAGACUCGAAACCAUGCCACGGUUUCCAACUCUUCAACAUUUGGAGCUGCGAAACUGCAAUGCUAGGGUACUCAGGUCAGCAGCAGAGCUAAAUUCACUCUCCACUCUUAUUAUUGACUCCUUUCCAGAGCUAUUGCACCUACCACAAGGGUUGUUGCAGAACAGUCCUCUUACAUCUUUGACAAUCAGCUCUUGCCAACAACUUAGUUCACUGCCAUGGGAUUUGAAAAACCUUGGAGCUUUAAAGUCAUUGACUUUACGCUGGUGUGAAGAACUAUCUGCUCUGCCACAGCAGAUUAGAAACCUUACCUCUCUGGAGUCUUUGGAAAUCACGGAGUGCCAUAGUUUAGUCUCUUUGCCAGAGGAAGGCAUUCAGGGCUUGCAUUCCCUUCGAUCAUUUUCUAUAGAGAACUGCAAUAACCUGGCUUCUCUGCCAAAGGGAAUAAAGCACCUCACAGCCCUUGAGCGCCUGACAAUCAUGUAUUGUCCAAAUCUGCCCUAUUUACCCGAUGAACUGCAGCAUCUCUCAGUACUCCGAAGUCUUAGUAUAUUAAGCUGUCAAGUACUGGCAUCUCUACCAGAAGGACUACAAUACAUCAAGACUUUGCAGAACCUGGAAAUUUGCAGCUGUCCAAACCUCAUGGAUUUGCCAGAUUGGGUGGAGAACCUCAUUUCUCUUCGAUCAUUGGCAAUCACCGAUUGUCAGAAUAUGAAGUGUUUGCCAAAAGGUCUAGAACGUCUCAAUGCACUCCAGCAUUUUUCCAUUAGAGAUUGUCCUGACCUUGAGGAAAGAUGCAAGGGCAGAGGAGCAGACCGGAAAAAGAUAUCCCAUGUCCCAUACAUCUACAUUGGAUCAUCAGCAUCACAGCAGGCAACACAACGUUGCUGCAAGCACUUCAAGUUGCAACAGUCAUAAACUGUUCUUUUUUCUAACUGGUAAAGUAAUUGUAUCCCUUCCUAUAAAAUUGUAGCAAUUGUAUCCCUUCCUAUAAAAUUGUAGCAAUUGAUAUAUGAUACCAAUUUGCAUGCAAUUUGUCAUUUCAAUUCACUAGCUACAACAAAGUAAGUCAA